Messenger RNA from Dentiscutata erythropus, 203 nucleotides. Lineage: Eukaryota; Fungi; Glomeromycota; Glomeromycetes; Diversisporales; Gigasporaceae. The record is from the annotation of a GenBank genome assembly.
UAGUUGAUUUAAAUAAUGAUCAAGAAAACAAUGACACUUUCUUUUUUUGGGAUGAUUACCAUUGCACAACAUUAGUUCACGAUGCUUUGGCAAAUCUUUCCUUUGAAAUUUUAGAAAAUUUAAAUUCUCCAUUUUCAAUACGUAAAAGAAAUAGUUUUGCUACAAAAACUUUUGUAUUAACUUUGGGUGAUUAUAUGCAGUAG